AUGGCUCGAGUACCGGGGAAAGGCCUGGUGGCUCUACUGCUCGUUGCUGUCGUCAGCUUGCUGUGUGUGACGCAAGUCGCGUCAGCUUAUACCGGGUACCAGCAGUUGGUAGCGAAGCUGACGAAGAAGGGAUACAGCACCUCCCUUGCCGCGUGGCAAACUUCUGGCCUGAACAACACGCUCAAGCAGUUCCUCCCAACGUCGCAGAUGACGAUAUUCGUGCCGCGCAACAGCGCGUUUGACAAGCUCACGGGCAGCUUCCAGUACUCGAAGCUCAAGAAGAACAAAGUGGCUCUUCUCCAGGUCAUGUCGUUCCACGUCCUCAAGCAACGCUUCUACGCCUCCACCCUGGAGGCGCUUAAAACGGGCACGCAGGUGAGAAUGGCAGAGUAG
Molecule: messenger RNA, 393 nt
Organism: Closterium sp. Naga37s-1
Lineage: Eukaryota; Viridiplantae; Streptophyta; Zygnematophyceae; Desmidiales; Closteriaceae
Source: the annotation of a GenBank genome assembly